AUGUUUCUUGCGUCCAACGCGGUUGCCCUACUAAGCCCUGGUCUGUAUGAAAUAAUAAGUCCUUUCCGAAUGAAUACGCAAGUAGACCGUUUGUUACGAGACGCUCCCACCAAAAGACGGAAAAGAAAACACUUGAAACAACAAGCACUGAAUGUUCCUGAUAAUUGGUUGGAAAAACGAAUUCUCCUGCUUCAGGUGUGUGAACAUGUUGAGCGUUGCUAUGAGGACUUCUGUCGUGGUACUUUACUGCCAAAUGUUUUGCCUAAUGGAACCGAAGAGGAUCUCAAAAAUGCUGUCGCUAAGGCUUCAGCAUUGCUAGCGAAUGCUGAUUUUUCUAAGAUGGGGUUUUAUAUUGCGCAGUCUAAGGAUUCUUCCUUAACAGAAGUUUUUCUCAACGAGGAUAUUAAUGUAUUGUCAAAUGUGCCCUCCGAAUGUACGCUGUGGAAUAACUGCAAGCAGAAUUCCGUUUUAUUAAUGUUUAAUAAUGAAGAAUUUGUUGUCCCACCUAAUUGUUCAUUUAUUCUCGGCGAUGUUAGGUUGUCAAGACAUCUAAUUUUUCGUAAGAAGAUGACAUUUCUUUUCUCAUUUCUAGGUGGCUUGCAUUUCGACCUUAUAGUACUUGACCCUCCGUGGGACAAUAAGUCAGUAAGAAGAAAAAAGGACUUUGCAAUUUGUGCUGGGAUUCAUAUCCUACCAGUAGAUGUGCUGGAAAGGGCCCCAUUUUCUUGUGCUAGCAGUUAUUUUAUUGUUUUGCAUUUAGUUUUAUUUAGACAGUAUGAUACAUUUGAGUAUUCUGAGCUCUUUGAUUUGCGGUUAUCAGAAUUACUCGCUGAUGAGGGUUUUGUUGUUAUUUGGAUGACUAACAAUGAGCAUGUUCGCUCGACAGUGACCAGUUUUUUAAAGUGUCAUUGUUUGAGGCAGCUUGCUGUUUGGCACUGGCUAAAGGUCACCAAGUUUGGCGAGAAAGUGUGUGAAUUCCUACCUGCCCAUAAGGUCCCGUUUGAAAGUUUUUUAAUUGCCUGCAAAAAGUCUUUGAACCAAUUAACGGAUAAUUUCGUGAACAACUUUGUUAUUGUUAGCACUCCAUGUUCAGUACAUUCCCGCAAACCACCUAUUUUGCCUGUAUUAGAAAAUUUAAUUGGAUUCAAAGCAAAAAGUUGCUUAGAACUGUUUGGGCGUUAUUUGCUUCCAUCUACAGUUACUGUAGGUUUUGAAGCUUUAAAACUCCAGAAUAAACGAUUGUUUGCAAAUGAACACUGA
Enterobius vermicularis (human pinworm) is the source of this 1260-nucleotide messenger RNA. NCBI's taxonomy places the organism in Eukaryota, Metazoa, Nematoda, Chromadorea, Rhabditida, Oxyuridae. The record is from the annotation of a GenBank genome assembly.